CCGCCGUCUCACCACCGACAACCGCCAACAACCACUGUCAUCCAUUCCAUCACGACCGUUGCCUCCAUUCAUCUCGACAAACUUCCCAAGCCAUCAUGAACCACCUUCCCGAAGCCUGGGGUCGCCCCAGAGACGACAUCUACGGAGCCUACGACCACUCCUUCGUUGCCGCCUCGCAGCCAAACACCCACACGCAGUCCCCGAUCGUCACCGGUACCUCCGUCGUCGCCCUGAAAUUCAACGGCGGAGUCGUAAUCGCCGCCGACAACCUGGCAUCCUACGGCUCCCUCGCGCGCUUCACGGACAUGGAGCGACUGCGGCAGGUGGGCACGCACACGGUGGUCGGCGCGUCCGGCGACGUCUCGGACAUGCAGCACAUCUUCACGAAGACGCUCGAGAACCUGACGAUUUCGGAGGAGUACCAGAGCGACGACGGGCACCGUCUGCGCGCGAAACACGUCUACAGCUACCUCUCGAGAGUGCUGUAUCAGCGCAGGAACAAGUUUAAUCCGCUCUGGAAUGUGCUGCUGGUCGCGGGGUGGGAUGAGGGGAAGCCGUUUUUGGCUUCGGCGGAUCUGCUGGGAACUACUUUCUCGGCUCCCGCGCUGGCGUCCGGCUUCGGUGCGCAUCUGGCCAUUCCGCUGCUCCGCCGCGUGGCCCCCGACGAGGCGGCGGUAGAGGGCAUCACGCGCGAGCGCGCGAUCGAGGUGGUUGAGGAGUGCAUGAAGGUGCUGUUUUACCGCGACGCCCGGAGCAUGAACAGGUACACCAUGGCUGUCGUCACCGGUUCAAAGGACGAGGCCGGAAAGGAGAAGGUCGAUAUCGAGUGGAGGAAGGAUAUUGAGCUUAAGCAACAGAGUUGGAAGUUUGCGGAGGGGAUCAGGGGAUACGGUGCGCAGACUGUUUAGAUUUGCGAAGACCGAUAAGAGGGAGAUGCGGUUUCUCUUUCUCGCGCUUGCUUGUUUGAUAGCUGAAAUCGACAUAUCGUGAAUGAGCUGAAACAAAGUACACUACUUCUUCGAUGGGUA
Tricharina praecox is the source of this 1028-nucleotide messenger RNA. RefSeq names its product nucleophile aminohydrolase. The record is from RefSeq and is a predicted model, not a curated record. Gene Ontology annotation, cellular component: proteasome core complex. The coding region runs from base 96 to 908 and encodes 270 amino acids. NCBI's taxonomy places the organism in Eukaryota, Fungi, Ascomycota, Pezizomycetes, Pezizales, Pyronemataceae. The transcript has 4 exons.